Molecule: messenger RNA, 2949 nt
Organism: Sinocyclocheilus rhinocerous
Lineage: Eukaryota; Metazoa; Chordata; Actinopteri; Cypriniformes; Cyprinidae
Product: growth hormone-releasing hormone receptor-like
Exons: 15
Coding region: 1201-2400 (399 amino acids)
Biological process (GO): adenylate cyclase-activating G protein-coupled receptor signaling pathway; positive regulation of cell population proliferation; cell surface receptor signaling pathway
Cellular component (GO): plasma membrane
Molecular function (GO): growth factor binding; G protein-coupled peptide receptor activity; peptide hormone binding
Source: RefSeq, a predicted model, not a curated record
GAGUAGCCUAAAGGUGAGUACAUUUUUAGCAAAUUUUUUAUUUUGGGUGAACUAUUCCUUUAAAAGAUAUCACACUACACUUCCACUACAGAUGUCGAACAAAAUGCUAUAUUCUCAGAGGUUUUGGUAUUUUGGCGUAUUUUAUAAAUAUAUAAAUGGCACUUUUUUUAUUUUAUUUAGUCUACUCCAUGCAGUAAUUUUUGCAUACAGUACAUUGAAUAAAAUGGCACAUACUUUAUAGUCAUUUAGCUCUUGCACAGAGUAUAUUUUUGCGAAUAUAAGGCUGUCAGUAUUUUGAUCUGAUAAAAUUGGUUUACUGAUGCUCAGAUACAUAAUAUUUUUUGACACGUUCAAUUUUAAUGCCUCCUUUCUGUAUAUGCAUCAGUGAAUCCUCAUCCUGGUAGAUCAUCAAACAUUAGUAACAUGAACACUAAGGCUGUUAAAUGCGCUGUUAAAUGUGUCUCGCUUUGUUUUUUUUUAUGCAACUACUUAAGCAAAUAUGCAAGACACGUAUGUUUAUUCAGGUGUACGGUUCACAUAAUUUUCCAGGUGACAAAGCUGAACUAGACUGCUGCUCUUAAGAAGAUCUGUUUAUAUAUUUAUAUCUCAAGCUCCUUUUUGAACUAUGUGCAAUUUUAAAUAUUUUCCUAAUAGGACUUGUUCUUUUACAAGAGUUUUAAAAUGGUAUUUUAAAUAAAUUGAUACUUUUGAAGUACUUUUUAAAAGCGGUUGUUCAGGAAAUUGUGAAUACUUAAUGAAUGUCACUGAAUUUAAUAUCUGUGAAUCUAUGCAAUCACAGCGCAAUGUUUACAAAUUGCAAGUGUAAUAAAGUUGUAUUGUAUAAUGUUAAGUGUAUAAAGUUGCUUGUUUAUAAGCAAUCACUUGUCUGUAUGCAUGCACACCAUGAUAAACAGACUUUUUUAUAUUUUUAUGACUAGGCCUAAUUGAGGCUGUUUCAUCUGUAUUGGGAAGGUUAUGUGAUGUGUGUUGCUCACUAGAUCUUCUAUAGAUCAUGUUUCUGCUAGUAACUUGGUGGUUUGCGUGACAUUGCUGGUCAUGUGAUGUCAACAUGAGGGGGCGACCUUCUCCAUGUAGAAUAAAACCGCAUUUUCUGGGAGAGUAAAUGCAUCUCAUAGUCAGUCUAUAAAGCAUUUGAUCCAACUACUGCUGUCAGCGCGCGCUGUGGACACGACUGGAGACAUGCGCUCGUGGGCUCGCGGGAUCCUGUGGUUGUCAUCUUUUACAACUGUGUUGUCUAGUUUGCAUCCUGAGUGUGAGUAUAUCUUUCAGCUGGCAAGAGAUGAACAGCGGUGUCUCAGAGAGAUCACAGAUCUUGGAAACCUCAGCAGCUCUUCAGGUUGUCUGCCAGUAUGGGAUGCUGUAGUGUGUUGGCCCAGAGCUGCAGUGGGUGAGACGGUCCACUUGCACUGUCCUGCUGUUUUCUCUCUCUUCAAGAACAACACAGAAAAGGAUACAGACCUCAUUUCACAUUCAGCUUUAGCACAAGCUAACUUUAUGCAUUGCAUCUCAUUCUCUAGAGAAAAAAGCACGGCUGGCGGCUGGUCACAUCCGUUCCCUCCUUACCAUGAGGCCUGCAUUGUUGAGGAUGAAAUCCCCGAGGAGUCAUAUUUUGCCACUGUGAAACUGAUCUACACUGUUGGUUACGGAGCGUCACUGCUGUCGCUCUCUGUUGCCGUGGUAAUACUGCUGCUCUUCAGGCGAUUACACUGCGCUCGAAACUACAUCCACAUGCAGCUGUUUUUCACCUUUAUCCUGAAAUCGGUGGCUGUGUUUGUCAAAGAUGCUACGCUGUUCUCCAGUGACGACACGGAUCACUGCACACUCUCCACAGCAUUCAGCAUUCCGGGUAGGAGUGGGAAGUUCAUUCCACCAGCCAGGAACGGCUUUCCACUGGUCUGCAUCGUCCUCUGGAUCUGCUCCAGACUGUAUUUUGAGGACACAGAGUGCUGGGACAUAAAUGAAGACUCUCCUUAUUGGUGGAUCAUCAAGGGUCCCAUUGUAGUUUCCAUAGGGGUGAACUUCCUUCUCUUCAUGAACAUUAUCAGGAUUCUGGUGCAGAAACUGAACCCUCGCUUGAUCCAAUUCAACAAUUCAGCUCAGUACAGGCGACUGACCAAGUCCACCCUCCUCCUCAUCCCUCUCUUCGGCACUCAUUACAUGGUCUACAACUUCCUCCCAGAAUACUUCAACGUGAGCCUGCGGCUUUGCAUCGAGCUGUGUCUGGGCUCCUUCCAGGGCCUCAUUGUGGCAGUUCUCUACUGUUUCCUGAACCAGGAGGUUCAGAAAGAAAUACGCUUACGUUGGAUGCGAUAUCAAGAGGGGAGUUACGUUGUCGUCCCUGUUGGAGCCAAAGGAAGUCAGAUGGACACUCCAUUCUAGAGUCAUUAAAACUCACCGGUGCCUCUAAUAUACAGACCUCAACACCUCCAGAAAACAUGAACAUCUGAAUCAAACAGUUUUAUUAAAUGCAGAUUGUAUUGCUCCGUUGAUAUGACAACAAAUGGCUUAAAUAGCCAGAAUAUACAGUAUUUAGGCUGCAGUAUAUCUGUGGAUUAAACACAUUAGUUCAUUAGAGAGCAUGGUAAAAAUGUGUUUAAAAAAAUGUGAAUACUGGAAUUCAUCAUAGCAAAACUGCUGCUUUUGGGGGAUUCUGGGUGGGUUUAAUCAAAGUAUGUACAUAUAAAAGCCUAUAAAAAUAUACUUCUGUUGCCCUUCAAAUUCAGAUAUUAUAAUAUUUAUUACUUUGGGGGAAAUGUUAAACUCUAAAAUUGUACACAAUAAAAGGCAGUAUGGUGGUUUUGAAUGUGUACAUAUUUAUCUGUAUGUAUGUAUGUAUAUGUACAUGUUUACAGUAUUAACAUUUGUAAAGAGAAAUAUAAAGAUUAAUUGGUAGAUUCAUGGAUUUCUGAGUGAUAUAGGCCUACAGGU